ACUUCGUUACAUACGUUACUAAUAUCAACAAGAAAUUGACAUAUUUAAUAACAUAAACUUGAGUUGGUUGUAGGAAAAAUAAAAUAAAAUUAAGGGGUUGGACUAGUAGUCAAGGACUUCACCACUCUAUCAAGUUCAGCCAUCGGCUCGGGCUACUGUUCCCAUGGCAUCACCAUAACAUAAGGAGUACUCUGCUAAAAGUCUUGUGUUAUUGUACUGUGUAAAGUUGGUUCUAUUUUCUUUGGAGCAACAUGGUGAGCAAGAAGAAGGAAGUAAAGUUACAGAUCAAUAUCAACAACCAGGAACUUUGGGAAGAAAUGCUCAGCUCCAAAGGAUUAACAGUGGUUGAUGUCUACCAAAACUGGUGUGGACCUUGCAAACCUGUGGUCAGUCUUUUCAGGAAAAUAAAACUUGAAGUUGGAGAUGACCUUCACUUUGCCACGGCAGAAGCAGACUCUCUUGAUAUUUUGGAGAAAUACCGGGGAAAGUGUGAACCUACCUUUCUUUUUUAUGCAGGUGGAGAAUUAGUGGCUGUGGUAAGAGGAGCAAAUGGACCAUUACUGCACAAAACUAUUCUAGAUCAGCUGGAUGCAGAGAAUAAGGUUUUGGAACAAGGCAUUGAACGGAAAGUGAUUAAAGAUGCAGCUCUUUCCAUUGAAGAAGAAAGUGUUUCCCAAGAUCAGGAGUAUGGAGAGGAAGAUGAAGUAGUGUCACUUGAAAAAUCCUGCACACUGGCAAUUAUUAAACCAGAUGCUGUGGCCCAUGGGAAGGUGGACGACAUCAUCCUGAAGGUUCAGGAAGCUGGGUUUGAAAUUUUAACUAAUGAAGAAAGAAUCAUGACAGAGGCUGAAACAAGAUAUCUAUACCAAAAAAGAUCUGAAGAGGAAAUAUUUGAAAAGCUAGUUCAGCACAUGUCUGAUGGGCCAUGCCGAUUACUCAUAAUCUCAUGGCCUGAAAAUGAUAAAGAUGUAGUUGCUGCCUGGAGAGACUUCAUUGGUCCAAGUGAUAUUGAAGUUGCCAAGAGGGAAAAUCCUGAAAGUCUCCGGGCUCAGUAUGGCACAAUAAUGCCAUUUAAUGCUGUCCAUGGCAGUGAAAACAGAGAACAAGCAAACAGAGAGAUUGAAUUUUUUUUCCCAAAUUUUAAAAUUUCAGGAAGUGAUGCUGACAAAGUACCAAGGGAAGAAAUUCUCCAGUGAACAAACCCAUGAAUUAAGAUUACUAUUCUCCAAAAAUGACUAGAGGCGGCAUCACAAGUUCUAAUUCAAAUUUGCCAUCUUCAGAUAUUGGAAAAAAUUAAAAAAUAAUUGCAUUUAUUUUUAAUUUAUGAAAUAAAACAAGUAUUUCCACAACAUAGGUUAUGGAAUAAAAAAAGGUGAUUACACAUGAAAUUGCAAAUCUAUUAUGUAUAACUUGCCAUUCCUUUUAAAUAUAUAAUAAAAUUAUGUAAUUUUU
Antechinus flavipes (yellow-footed antechinus) is the source of this 1452-nucleotide messenger RNA. It is a transcript of the gene NME9, whose product is annotated as NME/NM23 family member 9. Gene Ontology annotation, molecular function: nucleoside diphosphate kinase activity. The coding region runs from base 252 to 1196 and encodes 314 amino acids. Gene Ontology annotation, biological process: GTP biosynthetic process; UTP biosynthetic process; CTP biosynthetic process. Lineage: Eukaryota; Metazoa; Chordata; Mammalia; Dasyuromorphia; Dasyuridae. The transcript has 11 exons. The record is from RefSeq and is a predicted model, not a curated record.